Bacillus rossius redtenbacheri is the source of this 676-nucleotide messenger RNA. RefSeq lists its product as uncharacterized. Bases 58 to 543 code for a protein of 161 amino acids. The record is from RefSeq and is a predicted model, not a curated record. NCBI's taxonomy places the organism in Eukaryota, Metazoa, Arthropoda, Insecta, Phasmatodea, Bacillidae. The transcript is spliced from 3 exons.
UUGAAUAUUCUACUCAAGUAUGUAUUCAGACCAGAAGGUAGAACAAAGUGACAGUAAAUGAACAACAUGGCGGCGGUAUACUUGAUAGUUUUAAUUUUUACAGCAGCAAUAAACUGGUCGUUUGCGUUUCCACACCUUCCAGAGGUUGGCAGUGGCAGCAGGACCGUGGCCGAGGGCGCCUCGGAGAUGCACUGGUCAGCACCGGUUGGCACCCACGGCACCAUCGACCUGCCCAUCGUGGAGAUGGGCCUCCGCGGCUCGGCGGGCGUCCGCCAGGCCCAGGACGUGCUCCUGUACUCCACGGCCGUGAGGAGGGCCGGCGAGAAGGGCUACGACCAGGGCUACGCGCUCGGCUUCCAGUCCAACGCCACCAUCGACCACUUCCGCUGGGUGUACGCCGGCGAGGACGGCUACACCUCCAAGUUCCAGGUCAUGAACGGCGGCCUGGGCUUCAAGUACAUCACGCUCUACUUCACGUCGCAGGACGACCACGGCAUCUACUACAACAUCUCCAUCUACGGCAGGUUUGACCUUCAGCUCUGAGUACCGCAAAAAAGAACAGAAAUAUUGUUUUAGUUUAGCAAAAUAAUAACAUACUGAAUUUUAAAUAAUUCAAAAUGUUUCUUAAUUUAGUUUAAUUUGUUUAUCCAAUUAAAAAUCAUUCUUUUCUUUCAAA